Messenger RNA from Olea europaea var. sylvestris, 817 nucleotides. RefSeq lists its product as uncharacterized. The transcript is spliced from 2 exons. The record is from RefSeq and is a predicted model, not a curated record. NCBI's taxonomy places the organism in Eukaryota, Viridiplantae, Streptophyta, Magnoliopsida, Lamiales, Oleaceae. The coding region runs from base 1 to 612 and encodes 203 amino acids.
AUGAUCUCUAGCAAAAAAUUUCCCACGCUACCUUGCUUAACAAACCCCACGUACCCAGCUAUCCUUUCUUCUAUAUCUAUCGAAUAUCGGUCUCCUCUUUUCAUCCCUCAAAAUCUCCUCCUCCUACUGCUGCCACCUCUCUCCGCCCCCAACCGCCGUACCGCCACCGCCAAUGAGAUGGUGGGACUGAGUGUAUUACUAGAAAGCCAAGAGAAUACUUCUAAAAAAGCUUCUCAAGUUAUUAGCAAAGGAAAAAUGAUUAAACCUCUUAAUUCUUCUCCAACUACUCCAUCUCCUUGUGGGUUUUCAAGAAGAAAUACUCUUCCAAAUUCUGGAUUUCUUGACCAUUGUUUUCUCUGCAAACAGAAACUCUUGCCUGGCAAAGACAUUUACAUGUACAAAGGGGAUAGAGCUUUUUGUAGUGUGGAGUGCAGGUGCAGGCAAAUAUUCAUGGAUGAAGAAGAAACGGUAAAGAAGAGUAGAAGAGACAACUGUUCAAUGGCUGCUAUAAAACCUCGAGUGCCUUCUUCGGCGUCGUCGUCAUCAUCAUCUUCGACUACGAAUCGAAGUGGCAAAGCGCCUAGAAAUGGAGCAAAUGCCUUUGCAUACUGAAGUUAUUUUUCCACUUUUGCCCUUGCCACAUUUUGGUUAUGACUAUGAUGUCAUCCUUUUUGGGUUUUGUUCCUUUGCUACCUAUAAUGAAGCCAAAGAGGUUAUGUAGUCUAUUCAGAGCCCGUGGGAUUUGGUUUCCCAGUAUCAAGAAUCCAUUGUUUUUGGGACCCUAUAAUACAGGAGGACAAAAUGGGGAAUCUAAGAU